Messenger RNA from Hibiscus syriacus, 427 nucleotides. RefSeq names its product E3 ubiquitin-protein ligase AIP2-like. Bases 86 to 427 code for a protein of 113 amino acids. Lineage: Eukaryota; Viridiplantae; Streptophyta; Magnoliopsida; Malvales; Malvaceae. The record is from RefSeq and is a predicted model, not a curated record. The transcript is spliced from 3 exons.
CGAUUCAGAUUUCCAAAUCAACCGCCGACAGAUCAAAGCUGAAACGAAAUUCCAUAUUCAAUAAUUUAAUUACUGUUCUAAAAGAAUGGAAUCUUCCUCGUCGGAAUCGAGCUUGAAUCAACAAUUAGAGGAAUUGCAGAAACAGAUCGAGAAGAAGCAGAGAUUCGAGGAGUCCGUUCCCGCCAUCAAUUCACAUCUCAAACUCCGUUACCCGUCCGCUUCUCCCUCUCUUCGCAAAUCGUUUUAUUCGGUUGUUUGUCGAGUUGCAACCAUUUUGAAAACGAGAUACACCGCCCCUGGCUUCUGGCUUGCCGGUUUACGUCUCUUCGAGCUAUCGGAAUCCCUUGUCUCCGCUCCUGCUGAAAAGGAUCACUUGAAGAAUUGCAUUUCUCAGGCUAAGAAACAGAGGUCCCUUCACUAUAGCUAA